AUGUCGGACUCUGAUACGUUUUCUAUCGAUGGUGCUGGUCUCUUUGAUGAACCAGAUAAUUUUCUUCCCAAACCUCCCGCUGCCCAUUUCACUAACUAUGAAAGAACCGAGAAUUCUCCUGAAGAUGAGCACAGUAUUAAAACUAUAAAGUUGAGAUUGGUCGGAAAAUCUCCUCUUUGGGGACACCUUUUAUGGAACGCGGGUAUAUAUACAGCUAAUUAUGUUGAGUCACAUGCCAGGGAGUUGGUCAAGUCAAAAAAAGUGGUCGAAUUUGGCUCUGCAUCUGGUUUACCCUCCUUACUUUGCUGCAUCGAUGGUGCCGAGAAGGUGGUAGCUACCGAUUAUCCCGACGCAGAUUUACUAUACAACAUUAAUUACAAUGUGGACCUCUUGCCUUUUGAUAAACUUAUCAAGGAUCGUGUUCUCAGCGUAGAAGGCUUUAUCUGGGGUAACGAAAUCAAGCCGAUCAAAGACUUGCUGGGUGGUGACGGUUACGCAGACUUUCUCAUUAUGUCUGAUUUGGUGUUUAACCAUACGGAGCAUCAUAAGCUUCUUACCUCUUGCAAGCAGCUUAUAAGGCCUUUGGCUGAUAAAAGUAAGCCGAGAUCUGGUGGUAAGUGCUUGGUUGUCUGGUCCCCUCAUAGACCAAAGCCACAAAUGGUAGCUAACGACUUCAAGUUCUUUCAAGACGCCAAAGAAAUCUUCCAGUUCGACGUUGAAUUUGUCGAAAUGGUUCAUUGGGAUCAUCCAAUGUUCCCGGAAGAUCCUAAAGAGUCGGAGGAGUUAAGAAAAAGAGUCUACUGCUAUAUAUUACACCCAACAUGGUGA
Molecule: messenger RNA, 828 nt
Organism: Brettanomyces nanus
Lineage: Eukaryota; Fungi; Ascomycota; Pichiomycetes; Pichiales; Pichiaceae
Exons: 1
Coding region: 1-828 (275 amino acids)
Biological process (GO): peptidyl-lysine dimethylation
Molecular function (GO): protein-lysine N-methyltransferase activity
Source: RefSeq, a predicted model, not a curated record